Molecule: messenger RNA, 1260 nt
Organism: Meyerozyma guilliermondii ATCC 6260
Lineage: Eukaryota; Fungi; Ascomycota; Pichiomycetes; Serinales; Debaryomycetaceae
Exons: 1
Coding region: 1-1260 (419 amino acids)
Source: RefSeq, a predicted model, not a curated record
AUGUUUACCGAAGCUCUGAAACGAAGAUUGAAGCAAGAAGUCGAUGAAAUCAUCACAGAAUUGACUACUCCUCAAGAACCAGAUGCGUAUCCGGAAAUAAAUGGAGUGAUAGCUGGAGCCACUGAUGCUAAAGAAACAGUAUACUUGAACGCAAUUGGAACCAAAAAUAUCGAUACUGGAGAGGCUAUCAGUACAGACAACAUAUUGGCGUUCUUUUCUUGUACUAAAGCCUUGACAUGUAUGGGAAUGUUAAUACUUUAUGACCGUGGGGAAGUUGAUCUAGAUGCACCGGCUUCUCAAUACUUCAAACUUAUUGACACUAUUGGCGUAAUUGAGCCUGGUCAGGUUGAUACAGACAAUGGAACAUUUAUAACUCCGCCCCGGAAACCCAAAACUGAAGUGACAAUUCGACACUUGCUUCUCCAUACGGCGGGGUUCUCAUAUGCCUUUGUCAAUCUGGACUACUCAGCUUUGUCAUUUCUUAGAAACCCAGAACUCAGUGCUGUCAAUCCCAAAAUGGCUUUCUUUUCCAACGACAAGACUCCCUUGGUCCACGAGCCUGGAUCUCGUUGGAUGUAUGGUCAUAGCUCUGACUGGCUUGGGUUGGUGAUUCAGGAAAUUACUGGAAAGAAAUUGAGCCAGUUUCUCAAAGAGACGAUUUUUGAUGUGGUGGGGAUGAAUUCGUUCACAUUUCGAAUGGACGACGCCAGCAACAUGGUAGCAAUGCAUCGGCGAACUGGAGAGAGAAACCUCAAGACGAUGAAGAAAAUCGGUGUGCCGUUAACACCAGAAGUCGAUAUGGGUGGUCAAGGAUGCUUUGGUACCGUUGGAGACUACUUGAAGUUUAUUCGAAUUUGGCUCAAUUACGGUUAUUCUCCAGAUACAAAUAGGAGAGUUAUUCUGGAGAAAACUGCAAGGUAUGCUAUCAAGAACCAUCUUCCAGAUGGAGUCGGAGUGGAUUAUGAAGCCCUCUUUGGUGUCAAAUUACCACCAGGUUUUGUUAACGAUGGGUUUACAUUAGCUGGUUGUGCCUACAGUAUGAACGAAAUGCCUACAGGUAGACCAAAAGGAGCUGUACAUUGGUCUGGUCUUGCUAACCUAUUCUAUUGGAUCGAUUUGGAAAAUCAAGUUGGUGGGUUUUGGGGUUCCCAAUUCUUUCCAGUAAUGGACCUGUCUUCACUUAUGGGAAAUUUGCGGUUCGAGGGACAAGUUUAUGAGGCAUUGGCAGCGUCGAAGGAGGAAACCGGAUCAAAGCUUUAG